GAAUUAAAUAACGGGACGGAAAGUGCCGUCCGUUCGGUUUCGCUUGUUUUUUUUUGUUUGUUUAAAGGUCUCACGUGAUCAAUCGUACCGAGAGAAUCCAUGUCCGUGUCCCUCCAGCUGGCCAUCGCGUAGGUUUCUCGUUUAGGAGUCGUGUUAUAUUUCUUCAAUCUUCAACCCAUCUUCGUUCAUCUUCUUUUACUGGAGAGACCCCUCAGGAGAAGGAUAAACGCGAUACGAAGACGACAUGGGUAACUUGCAGAACGGGGCGGCGUACAAGUUCAGCGACGACCCCGUCCCACAUCCAAGCGAACCGGCCAAAUUCGACCCACUCUACGGAUUUCCGAACGGGAGGAAAGAAAAAGAAAUGAAGGCGACGCAGGAUGAGCUAUACUCGGCGAAGGUACCGCUCGAUAAACGUGACUACUGCUCCCACCUGCUCCUUGACUACCAGAAAUGCCGAAGGGCCAAUUUCCCCUUCAUCCUAAGUUGCCAUCAUGACAAGCACAUGUACUUGCAGUGCGAAUAUGAGGAUUACCUCGAUAGGAUGAAGGAUUACGAGAGGGAACGAAGGCUGAUGGAGCGCAGCAAGAGGGCCACAACGGCCGGCGCUUGAUUGUUCCCCCCAAUUAUUUUCCCUUAGUUAUUGUUUAUAAAUGUAAUAUACAAAUGCGAUAGACAUAAAUUAAUAAAAAUUCUAUAUAAAAAAGUU
Messenger RNA from Cimex lectularius (bed bug), 709 nucleotides. RefSeq names its product NADH dehydrogenase [ubiquinone] 1 beta subcomplex subunit 7 (gene ND-B18). The coding region runs from base 245 to 613 and encodes 122 amino acids. NCBI's taxonomy places the organism in Eukaryota, Metazoa, Arthropoda, Insecta, Hemiptera, Cimicidae. The transcript has 3 exons. Gene Ontology annotation, cellular component: mitochondrion. The record is from RefSeq and is a predicted model, not a curated record.